AUGUUAGGGACUUAAAAGUUAUUCUUGCAGAGAUACGCAGAUAUGAAUAUUUUGGAACACACGGAAAAGUACUGAAAAGUUAAAGUUUUGAAAUUUUAUAGCAGAAAAUUUAGUUACAUUGCUUCUAAAUUCUAUUCAUAAUGGGUCAACACAACAUCCCUUUACCACUGGUCAAAGGUCAUAGAUUGGUACUUUGCAAGGAAGACUUGGAGGAGUUGCAAGACGGAGGAUUCUCUGUUCUUUCUCAUGCGUUUAGACAGGAAGGACUCUCAAGGUCUCUAGUCGCGGCACAAGGAUUGAAGAUGAAGACCAGGCUUAGCGAAGACGGUACCAAACUCAUCGCGACCUACGAACUCCACCCCUUCGACUUUGAUCGAUCUGGUAGAGUCCAGGCCUGGACGUUCCUGCGAAUGCUGGAGUUCGCCCGGAUCGCCGCGAUCCGUCCGCUGAUUAAGGAGCACACGGGACCCCAGAACGACGGAGCCACCGCUUUCGUUCGCUACCAAAAAGUGGAGUUCACACCGCGCUUCUACGCCGUCGUGAAACCCGACUCUUCGCUGAUGAUGUCCACCUACCUCGGCUAUGUCGGCCGAUCCUCGCUGUUCUAUAACUACGAUAUCCGCAGCAACACCAGCAACGACAUCAUUGGUCGUAGUUCCACUCAGAUGGUUCGAGUCAACAGACAGACUCGACGGCCAAUAGCGUGGCCAGAUGAAUUGAUUGAGAACUUAAGUAAGGAAGGCCAUGAUAGGCCGACUAUCCCUGGGCCAUUUAAAGAAAGACCAGCUCCAAUGUUCGCGUGUAACAUUACCGUGAAUAACAGCGACAUCGAUGUCCGACAGCACACCAACCAGUCUGCCUAUCUAAGGUACUGUUUGGAUGCAGCUGCCGCAGCUGCGCGUAAAAACGUUUUCUCCGUCGUCAAGGACACCGCUCUCUGUCCAAUCAGAAAAGUCGGCAUCCUGUACCAGAGGGAGGCUCUGAUAGGGGAUGAGCUGACAGUGGAAGUGUGGGAAGAUCAGGGUUGUGCAGAAACCCUUUGUUUUCAGAUUAAGAGGGGGGAAGAAGAGAUUACCCAGGUCACUGUGCAGUUUUACACUGAGAAAGCCAAACUAUUCUGGCAUCUGAAACUCUGGAUUCUGGCGGCGAUAAUCGAUUCAAAUCAGCUGGCAAUUUUAUCGGGAGACAAGGCUCGACUUCGCAUCCCCGGGCUUCUGGAGACCGUGACAGGAUUCGCGCGGUAUCAGGAGUUCAGGAUUGAGCCAGCGUUCUACACAAAACUGCGAGCGGGAGACAGGGUGACUUCGACAAUGUCGGUCUCACAUGUCGGCAGGACAUCUUGGCUGCUGGAAGGAGACUUGCGACUAGCCUCUACCGGCGAGUCGCUCUGCUGUUCUCUCGGUCAAGGCGUCCUGGUGAACAUUGCGACCAGAAAGCCGACUGCGGUUCCCGACAACUUGAGGAAGUUGUUUCCGAAAAAGGAUUCCUUGCCGCGACUUGACGUCCCGACACCGUUACGUCCAGGCGAAACUCACCGCCACGACUUUGUCGCCCUCCCAAGCGACUCGGAUGCGAACGAACACACCAACUUCACGACGUAUAUCCGCUUCUGUGUUGACGCCAUCGCUACUUUGGUUAGGAAAGGCAUCUUCCUCAAGAAGGACCCAUCCAGGGUGAAGAAGAUCUCUCUGUUGUUUCAGAAUGAAACAAAAGAAGGAGAGAAUGUAACAGUGGAGGCAGCAGAAGACUCGGGCCGUCCGCACUGUCUCCACUUUCAAGUCAAGAGAGAAAGUAACGUGACGCCGUGGAAGCUCGCUCUGCUGAUCGGCUUCGCCCGUCUGGCUGCCAUCACCGAGAAGUCCGUCUUCCUCCUCCCCGGCUACUUGAAGACGAUUACCAGUUUCUUGCGGUACCAGGAGUUCCUUCUAGAACCAGCUUUCUACACCGACGUCAAGCCGCGCUCCUCUGUGGUGGUCACGGUGGGAGUCGGCCACGUCGGCAGGACGUCAUAUGAGCUGAAGGGAGAUGUCCGACUGGCGGGGUCCGGUGUGGUGCUGUGCCGCUUCUCCGUAAUGAGCGUAGUGGUGGACAUCACUACCCGCCGGCCCGUCCCCCUUCCCGAAACCUUACGGCGGAGAGGGACGGGACCCCGGCCGACAUCCUGCCUACCGUUCGCUUCGGAGCUUCCCGUGACGCAUUCUCAGCGGUUUGACGUGAGGGAGAGUGACUUAGACUUCAACGGGCACACCAAUCAGUCUAAAUACAUCCGUUUCUGCUGUGAUGCGGCUGCGUCUGCCGUUAAGUCGGGGCGGUACCCGUCUCUUAAGGGUGACCUUCUGAGUCACCGGUUGAAGAAGAUCGCCAUGUUGUAUGAGAACGAGGCUCUGUUGGGAGACCCGUUACAGGUGGAAUCAUGGGAAAUCCCGUCCAAGCCGGUGUCCUUGGGGUUCAAGGUCAGGCGGGGGGACGAUGACAUCAUCCAGGGUUUGUUCGAAUUGUACGGAGAGCAUGCGCAAAGGGCAAAGCUUUGAAGGGGGGGGGGUAAAAAUGCACGUUUUGGGAGUUUUAAAACGCCUGUAUAGUAAAUCGUCUUUCUCCCAAAAGGUCUUUUCAUAAUAGUACUGAGGCCAUGUUGAUUUAAUCAUGUGGAUGACUUCUGUGCGCGCAUCAAUUUGCGGCCAUUUAAAAAGAGUUUCAAACCCGUUGUCAAUCAUACAAGGCAGCUAUAAAAUGAGGUGUAUAGUUCUUCAAAAUUGCAAAACGUGUAAUAAUGCCAUAGAAUACCAAAUUCAAUUCAAAGGUCAAAGAAGAAGAUGUGAAAGAACAAAAAUGAAGACUUAAGUAUUAAGUGUAGCAUACUCUGUGUCUAGUCAUUUGUUCUACCUUCCUAACCACUAAGAUUUCAUAAUGAAGGCAAAUUUUUGUUGUAAACCUUGUUAACCUACAUUCGUGGGCUAUAUUUAGAGAUAUCGAGUCAACGAUGAUGAUGAUCGAGUCAACGGGCCACAGUUUCAGACGGCAAUAUUUUAAAGAUACAGUAUUUCAAUUUCAUAUAACAACAGAUAUAGGCUACCCGAGGAUAAAGGUAAACUAGCGUUAUAUAGUUCAUGUCUAAUGUGAAUAUUUGUAUAUGAUUAAGACGUUGAAUUUGUAAAUAUAAAGAUUUAUGUCAAUUAAGAUAUUUUAUACCGAUGUCAAUUAUAUACAUGACACCACUGG
This is a messenger RNA of Branchiostoma floridae (Florida lancelet), 3219 nucleotides long. RefSeq lists its product as uncharacterized. The transcript is spliced from 7 exons. The record is from RefSeq and is a predicted model, not a curated record. NCBI's taxonomy places the organism in Eukaryota, Metazoa, Chordata, Leptocardii, Amphioxiformes, Branchiostomatidae. Bases 141 to 2531 code for a protein of 796 amino acids.